This is a messenger RNA of Theobroma umbraticum, 558 nucleotides long. RefSeq names its product CAP (Cysteine-rich secretory proteins, Antigen 5, and Pathogenesis-related 1 protein) superfamily protein. The record is from RefSeq and is a predicted model, not a curated record. NCBI's taxonomy places the organism in Eukaryota, Viridiplantae, Streptophyta, Magnoliopsida, Malvales, Malvaceae.
AUGGAGAUCAGAACCAAGUUUUCACGUAGUCUGCUAGGAGCCUUCCUUCUCCUUUCUUCACUUCUUCCAUUAUCUUUGUCACACUCGAGCGAUGAAGUUCCUUCCCAAGUGUUAUCCAGACGUCUGCUUACACAAACUCCUAGUGGUGCAGUUCGACAAUAUCUAAUCCCCCACAACAUUCUAAGAGCAUAGCGUAGGCCCCCUCGUCUAAAAUGGAGCAAAAAGCUUGCAAAUUUUGCAUCCUGGUGGGCACAUAAGAGGCAAGGUGACUGUGCUUUGAUUCAUUCAAAUAGCAAUUAUGGGGAGAAUCUCUCCUGGGGUAGCGGCAAGGAUUGGUAACCAGGCGAUGCAGUUGCGGCAUGGGCGGCAGAGAAAAGUAACUACAACUAUAAUUCUAAUACUUACACGAAAAACAGAGACUGCCUGCAUUAUACUCAGCUAAUUUGGAGGAAUAGCUUGAAGAUUGGGUGUGCCAAAGUUGUGUGUAAGAGUGCAGACACUCUGACCGCAUGUAAUUAUGAUCCCCAUGGUAAUGUGAUAGGCCAGAAGCCAUUCUGA